Messenger RNA from Ochlerotatus camptorhynchus, 4546 nucleotides. RefSeq lists its product as uncharacterized. Lineage: Eukaryota; Metazoa; Arthropoda; Insecta; Diptera; Culicidae. The record is from RefSeq and is a predicted model, not a curated record. The annotation marks the transcript as partial. The transcript has a single exon.
AUGUCAUCGAGUCAGGGAGCAGUCGGAGGACAAAGGGCUCCGAAUGAUGAUCACCAGUUGUGGGCAGACACUGGCUGUGGAGAAUGUCACAAGUUGGAAUACACACGUAUGGUACAGUGUGAUGAAUGUGACGUGUGGUACCACUACGAGUGCGUGAAUGUAACUGAUGGUAUCGAACAUGUGGAUUGGAGUUGUAAGAACUGUGGUGGUGAAAACCAUGACGACUCACAGGAACAAGUGGAGCAGCAAGUAUUGCAACAGCAGCAGCAACAAUUGCAGCAGCAGCACCGACAAUUGCAGCAGCCACAAGGUGAUCAACAUCGUCAGCAGGUUACUCACUCCACACCCGUAAAGUCACAAACUCAGGAUGAUGUUUUCAAGAUGAACCGUGAUCUCGUAGAGCAGUUAAAGACGAUGCAACGGAUUCUAACAACCGAAAGAAGCCAACAUAAACGUCAGGUACAGCAAAUGCAGCAACAAACUGAUCAUCAAUUUUCGCAACAACCAGUGAAGCCUGUGCACUCCAAAGCGCCUGGAUAUACCGGUGCUGUGAAAAAGCCUGUAAAGGUGCCACAGGCAACUGAGGUCAAAUCAAAUGUGGACAACAAAAGUCAGUCGUCAAAGUACUCAAAGCGGUCGGCGAAGCUACGUGAACACCAGUUGAAAGCAUUGGAGGCCAAGCAGCUAUUAGAACGGAAGCAGUUGGUAGAGCGGUUAGAACUGGAACAGGCGCUACUGGAGGAGAGUGCGAGUGAAGCGGAAGACGAAGACACCGGUUCAGACACUAUAGCGAAAAUAAAAGAAUGGCUAAAGAAGACGGAUGAAAUGGGCAGGGAAUCUCUCGCACCUACAGUUUUGGAUGAAUCACCUUUACCUAACCAUCAAUCACCAAAUCAACCAGAAAUGUCACUAACCAGAUCGCAUCUGGCAGCGCGUCAGACCGUGAAAGAUUUACCCAGGUUUGGAGGAGAUCCUGAAGACUGGCCUCGGUUUAUAGCAGCUUAUGAGCGAACUACUAGAAUGUGCGCAUUCCGGAACGAUGAACUGCUAGAUAGAUUGGAAAGAAGCCUGUACGAUCGAGCGCUUUCUGCAGUGAAAAGCCUACUUCUUCAUCCUGAGAAUGUAUCAACGAUUAUUUCCCGCCUCAAAACACUAUUUGGAAACCCUGAGGUAAUCGUUGAAACAAUGAUCAAACGUAUCCGCAUGAUGCCAGCUCCGAAGGCAGAUAAGAUGGAGAGCAUUAUUGACUUUGGCGUCGCAGUGCAAAAUUUAUGCGCAACAAUUGAAGCAUGUCGGAUGGAAGAAUGUCUCUAUAAUGUUGCACUGCUGCAUGAACUAACUGACCUGCUCCCACCCUCCAUUAAAAUGAAUUGGGCACUACAUCGCCAAUCGAAGCAAGCUGUUACUUUGAAAGAUUUCAGUGAAUGGAUCGGAAAUCUUGUAGAUGCAUUUAGCAAAGUUACUGUACCUAUCGUGGUUUACCGGUGUCAAAAGCAGGAAAAACGCCGCAAUAAGGAGGAAGCAUUUCUUCACACCCACACUGAAGCAACGCCAAACAGCGAAGGAAAAUGUUGCCUUGCUUGCGGAGGAAGAUGUACAACGAUUACUGACUGCAGCGCGUUCCUGGAAAUGAAUACGCAAGCUCGAUGGACGCUAAUCAAGGACAAUAAAAUAUGCCGAAAGUGCCUCAAGAAACAUUUCAGUACGUGCGAAGUGAAUCAACCUUGUAACGAAGACGGGUGUACAUUCCUUCACCACCCACUGCUGCAUGACAAAUUUCGACACCGACCCAGUCGAAACAUAUCGAGCCCUAACACCUCUUCCAGUUACCAAGGAGUACGCGCAGUGAACACAAAUCAACAUUGCAAUACCCACCACUGUUGCCUUGGCACCGUAUUGCUAAAGUACGUUGAAGUUAUCAUAUACAGUCGACAAAGAGCUGUUAAGACUUAUGCGUUUAUAGAUGAGGGAUCUACGUGCUCCCUGAUGGAACAUAGUCUUUGGGAAGAACUGGACGUUGCUGGUGAGCCAUAUCCACUUUGCAUCAGUUGGACAGGUGGUCAAAAUAGGUACGAAAAUGACUCUGUAAGGUGUGCAAUCGAAAUAUCUGCAGCACAAGGACACCCACCGGAGAGAAACCGCAUGACAAACAUCCAUACGGUAAAAAGUUUGCAAUUACCAGCGCAGUCCAUCGUGAUGGAUGAUUUGUGUCAACAUUACCACCACCUGGUCGGUCUCCCUAUGGAUUCUUAUAAAAACGUUAGACCACGUAUUCUCAUCGGAAUGGACAAUGUUCAUUUAGCGCGUCUGGUUGACUGCAAGGAAGGAGGAGACGACCAACCGGUCGCGGCUAAAACUCCGCUAGGAUGGCUGAUUUAUGGACCAUGUUCUAUUGGAGAACGUAUGGAAGGACGAAUUGAGCAUAAUUUCCACAUUUGUGAAUGCGAAGCUCUACACUUUGCUGUAAAGGACUACUUCUCGUUUGACAGUAUUGGUAUACAAGCUCCUAGUCGACCAUUAUUGUCGAAGGCAGACGAACGAGCAUUGGAUAUACUACAAAGCAACACCAAGUUGAAGGGACACAGAUACGAGACAAGUCUGUUAUGGAAGUUCGAUGAUGUACAGCUGCCAGAUAGUCAACCGAUGGCACUAAAACGUUUUCAAUGUUUGGAGAAACGAAUGCUGCGAGAACCGGAACUAGCGAUAGCCAUGCAGGCGAAAAUACGGGACUACGUGGAGAAAGGUUAUAUUCGCGAGCUAACGGAAGAAGAGCUGAAGGCCUCUCAGUUGCGAGUGUGGUAUCUUCCCAUUUUUCCAGUAGUGAACGUCAACAAACCAGGAAAGCUUCGCAUUGUUUGGGAUGCAGCUGCAAUGGCACGAGGAACUUCGCUGAAUUCCUUCUUAUUGAAAGGUCCUGAUCAAGUCGCAUCGUUGGUUGCUGUACUACAACGUUUCCGUGAAUUCCUUGUUGCGAUAGCCGCAGACAUACGAGAAAUGUUUCUGCAAGUUUUGAUGAAUGCAAUUGACCAGCAUUGCCAAAGAUUCUUUUGGCAUAAUGGGCUACCCGGAUCCAGCCUGUCUGUCUACGUUGUACAAGUAAUGACAUUUGGUGCAACCUGCUCUCCUAGCUGUGCGCAAUUCGUUAAGAACACUAACGCACAACGAUUUGAAAGUCAAUAUCCCAGGGCAGUAGAAGUCAUCGUGAAAGAUCAUUACGUGGAUGAUCUUUUGAGCAGCGUGGAGACAGAAGCUGAGGCGUUAGAACUUAUUCGACAAAUUCAAUUCAUCCAUGGACAAGCAGGGUUUGACAUACGUGGAUGGUUAUCCAAUUCAAGACAUGUGUCAGAGUUGCUUAAAGAACAGCCUAAUUCUGAUAAAAAUCUCAAUAUCGAUUCUGAAUUGGCAACUGAAAAGGUCCUAGGAAUGUGGUGGAAUACUGCUGCAGAUGUGUUCACGUUUCGCCUAUCAGUUAAGCACGAGCAAGAGCUACUGGAAGGGAGUAGAGUACCAACUAAAAGAGAAAUUUUAAGGACACUUAUGACCAUAUUUGAUCCAUUAGGUCUGCUGGGGAAUCUUCUUAUGUUCCUUAAAGUUCUCCUCCAAGAAAUAUGGCGAAGCGGAACAGAGUGGGACGAGCCAAUCGGGGAAGCACAAUUCAUCAAAUGGCGAAUUUGGCUUAAGGAACUACCCAAGGUGGAAGAUGUGUCCAUUCCAAGGUGCUAUCGCAUCAAAACAUCCAACAAUGUGGAAACGAAUAAGAUCCAAUUGCAUAUUUUUGUUGAUGCUAGUAUCGAGGGAUAUGCAGCAGUAGCUUAUCUACGGUUCGAAGAGAAUGGCGUAAUUGAAUGCUCCCUAGUAACUGCGAAGACGCGUGUUGCACCCCUAAAAUUUGUUUCGAUUCCCCGACUUGAGCUCCAAGCAGCUGUCGUUGGAGCUCGAUUGGCGAAAAGUAUAGCUGAAAACCACCGGCUAAAAAUCCAGGAGCGUUAUUUUUGGACCGAUUCCAGAGACGUCCUAUACUGGUUAGCAUCGGAUCAUCGACGAUUUAGUCAAUUUGUUGGAUUUAGAGUGGGCGAAAUAUUGGAGACAACCGAAAUUGCGGAGUGGAAUUGGAUACCUUCACGUAAAAAUGUGGCAGACGACGGAACUAAAUGGCAACGAGCCCCCGAUCUCACACCAUCUGGACGCUGGUUUCGUGGACCGGAAUUUCUAUGGAAGCCGAAACAGGAAUGGCCUGGGCCACCAACAGAUCAACAUGUGUCAACUGUAGAACUGCGGCGUACGGUAAAUCAUCACUCAGUUGUAGAGGACGUGAUUAGAACAGAAAAUUUUUCGAGCUGGUGGCGCCUGUUACGUCGAAUUGUCUUCAUUAGACGGUUCCCUUUGAACAUCCGGAGAAAGCUGAAUGGACAGCCUAAAAUAGUUGGCUCGGUAACUCAAGAAGAAUUAUUGUUAGCAGAGUGUUACGCCUACCAGUGUGCACAGCGAUCCUCAUACGCAGAAGAGAUUGUGAUCCUACAGCUGGCAUCUCAGUCGGAUAGUAUUG